Molecule: messenger RNA, 1563 nt
Organism: Nerophis ophidion (straightnose pipefish)
Lineage: Eukaryota; Metazoa; Chordata; Actinopteri; Syngnathiformes; Syngnathidae
Gene: ankrd33ab
Product: ankyrin repeat domain 33Ab
Exons: 4
Coding region: 141-1469 (442 amino acids)
Molecular function (GO): protein binding
Source: RefSeq, a predicted model, not a curated record
UAAUGCGGCCCUAAUCCCGGCGGACUUGACUUGCAAGUGUGUGAAUGACUGUCGGCGAGGCUUGACCAUGGAGAAGUGAGAAAAGACCUGUGGGUUGAUUCCCUCCCAGAUGUAGCCGUCAUCUCACCUGCAGUUGGACCAUGGCCAGGGCGGUGGAGGACCCUCACUUGGGCUCGGGUCCCGAUGAGGAGGACGGGUCUUCGUCGGGGUGGGACUCGGACAGCAUCCUGUCCGAUGACUCCGUGCUUCCGGACUACUCGCGGGAAACCUGUGACGGGCGGACGGCAUCCACUCUCUACCAGGCCUGCGCCCGCAACAACCUGGCCGCUCUGCAGGGGGUCCUGGAGAGGGGCGUGACCAGAGAGGAGGUGAUGGAGCUGGACAUCAACAACUGGAACGGCUUGAUGGUGUCUUGCUGCAAAGGCUUCCUGGACAUCGUGUACGCGCUGAACACCUGCCCUCACCUGGACAUCAACCACCAGGACCGUGAAGGCAACACAGCACUGAUGAUUGCAUCCCAAGCAGGUCACGCCAGCACGGUCAUGUACCUCCUGAACUUUUACCCGGGAAUAGACUUGGAAAUAAGGGACUGUCGCGGCUUCACAGCUCUCAUCAAAGCGGCGAUGACGGGCCGCGACGAUGUGGUGGCAGCACUUGUUAUGGCAGGGGCUGACCUUGGCGCCACAGACACCACGAGAGGAAAGUGCGCUCAGGACUGGGCCCAAAAAACGGGUCGCUAUGAGACGCUGUAUCGUCUUCGCCGCCUCACCAUGAGACCCAAAGCUGAGCAGUUCUGUGAGAGUUACGUCCCCGAGUGGCCCGAGCUCAGGCAGCGGGUGGCCAAGGCCACGGCGGAAAAGAGCGCCCGGGAGAAAAUCACCCAGCACAUCAAGACCAAGUUCGCGUUCCGGUUUCCCCGCGACCCCGAGGACGAGGGGGUUCUGGACCACAUGGUGCGCAUCACCACCAGCCUCCACAGCCCGCUCGUUUCCACCGGCUGCCGUCCGCUGUGCCCUACCAGCCCCCCCGAAGUGGGCAAGAGACGCCUGGCCGUGCCCGACCUGAUGAGGAAACACUCGGAGCGGGAGUUGGAGGAAAGCUCGGUGUGCCACAGCGACGGCUCGGCGUCGCACGUCAUUCCCUCCGUGCAAUCGGCGGAAUCCAUCGCCGCCACCACCUGCUGCGCCGACGGCGACCGCAGGGGCAGCAUCAUCUCGCUGGCCUCCAACAAGGUGGCGUCCAGGUUCAUCCCGCGCAGCAUGGCCAGGAGGAACAGCGUCUUCCCCUCCGGCUGCAUCCCGCACAUCAACAUCAACAGGCCCACGGAGGCCACGCCGAAGAAGGAGAAGAAGAAGAAGAAGAAGGUGGACAAGGACCACCUGGAGCCUCCCAAGUGGAGGUACAAGGAGAUCAAGGAGGAGAAGAAGAGGAAGGCCGAGAAGGAGAAGAAAAAGGACGGCAAAAAAUAAGUCGUUUUUUUUACAAAUUCCACUCAGGGCUUGACUCAUUUCAACAACACCAAAUGUUUGUUGAUGUUCACUUACGCCAGGGGUCACCAACGUG